UUGCCGCUGGCUCGCAGGAGCAGCGGAUGCCGCCGGUGGCCGGGAGCUGUGCCGGAUCUCUGGCCGUACUCGCUCCCUCCCCGUUUACUUUCGCUUCCCCAAGCAGCCCGUGACCUCUGCUCAUCCAGGCGAGGAGGAGGAGGAGGAGGAGGAGGAUCGCCCCGCGCGGGACGUGUGCCGGGCACGGCACAAGCCCCGAAACCGAUGGAUGAUGCUCUACAGAAGAUAUCAGUCGUAUUGUCAUCGGCUGCAGCACGACAUGUAUUUCCUUACAAGCACCAGCCGACUGAAUGAGCAAGUGGUUGAUAAAAUUAUUCUUCAACUUAACAGAGUCUAUCCCCAAAUUCUUACCAAUGAAGAAGCAGAAAAGUUCAGGAAUCCAAAGGCAUCACUCCAUACCAGACUCUCAGAUCUGUUAAAGCACCUUCAAAAGAAAGGAGACAGACACUGUCAGGAGUUUUACAGGGCUCUGCAGAUCAAUGCUGAACAGCUGUUUAAUGACCUGCCAAGUAGGAAAAUCUUGAAAACCCCAGAUCCCACAGAGAUAGACACUGACAAGGAGCAAUAUAUGCUAAAUGACAGGGGCCCAGUGUUUUUCCUGGCCUGUUUCAGCGUGGCUGCAGGACUUGCCCUGGUUUGGUAUUGCUGUAACUCAGAUACAAAAGUCAUAGGAAGAGCCAGGAGAAUCUUGGGCUUUUCUCCUAUUAUCAUAAGAAGACAUGUUAGAAAUAUUUGUAUGUUGUAUUUGGAAGACAUAUCAAGAGAAUAAGGAAGAGCUGCCUCUUCGCCUGUCUGUGCAGUAACCUGCCAAGGGAAGCCAACGGUGCAUAAAUAUUAAUCUCCUGUACUCAUACCAAAGAUUUUAUUAACUAACUUCAUCAAUAAUUGCCUUGCCUCCAGAUGUAUUCAGAAUUUCAGCUAUAAAUGUCCUUCCCUCUGGGAACGGACCAUUUAUUUUUGUAAAUGCUUAUUUUAAAAUAUUUAUCGUUUGGAUAAAAAAGGUAUUUUUUAAUACAAGCUUUAAAACGAUCUCCUAAGUGAGGGUCUGAAGCCAUGUUUGCAUAUGUGUUUUAUACUGGAACGAAGGAUCACAACUGUUUGAAGAAUGCUAGCCUGUCUUUUGUGGUAAUUAAUUUAAGAAAAGUACUUCAAACAAACACAUGCACUCAAAGCCUUAUUAAGAAAUGGAUCUCCAUUUCAGAACUGUUUUGUCUAGAUCCUUUUUACUCCCUGCCCUGAGCUCAAGUGUGAAAAGUUUAUGGGUGCCAGUUCUUUUUGUGUCUGCCUUGUACUCAGUGUGUCUUUGGAUUCCCCGCUGGUGCCUCAUCCCGGCCUGUUCCUGGUCAAACCCUGCUGGCCCUGGUUUGAAUGCCCUGGAGCUGGUGCUGACUGGUUCCAGGCCCACACAGGGUCCCAGGGACUGGAAUGUCUGACCUGAAGCACUUCAGACUACCAAGAUCUUUAAGGUUUAUUUAGUUCUCCCUUUCCCAGUGAAGUGCUUUGCACUCUGUGGCUAAGAAACGGAACUAAUCCAAGAUACUUUGCAGUGACUUAAGUGUCAUGACAUGGGGCUUUUUUAUGGCCAGAAGUACUUGAAGAGUCUGGGAUUGUUCAUAUGUCAUGUGAUGAUGUCCUGUUUUUCUUUUCUGUGAGUUGAAACCUGAGAAACUUGCAGAAACCAUUGUAAGAUAAAAUUCCUGAGGGAGAGGCAGGGAGUUGGGCUGCAAGUGAAGCAGCUGGGGGUUUCUCAGCUUGCUCCUGCCUCAGUCAGUGCCAAGGGCUGUGGAGAGUUCUUCAGUUACUGCUCAAGAGCAUCAGGAGCUUGGGGAGACCAUGAUCCUGUACCUGGUGAGAAAGACACUUUUGUGGCUCUUCGUUCAGUCAGGAAAUUUCCAGAUCAAAUCAAAUGUCAUCUGAAUAAACAGAUACAGCACAAGUUA
Molecule: messenger RNA, 1940 nt
Organism: Pipra filicauda (Wire-tailed manakin)
Lineage: Eukaryota; Metazoa; Chordata; Aves; Passeriformes; Pipridae
Gene: CARD19
Product: caspase recruitment domain family member 19
Exons: 6
Coding region: 209-769 (186 amino acids)
Biological process (GO): regulation of apoptotic process
Cellular component (GO): mitochondrion
Source: RefSeq, a predicted model, not a curated record